AUAAACUCGUUCGAUUGUUGUCCAAAUCACAGAUACAUGGCAUCGUUUACAAUAAACGCGAUAUUGGGGCAGUCGCUCCCAAGACUAGAUAAAACAACAGAUCCUGAGCGGGACAGUGAGCCAAAUAAACUGGUCGCGGACGCUUUCAGAGCAGGUUUGUGUCUUUCAAGCUAUCCUCUUCUGGCUAAAUGUAGCUUUCUCCUAGUAUAGAAUCUGUAACUACACCACUGGCGAUGGCCGGGGAUAUUGCUUACGACUAUGUAAUGCGGUUCUAAUUUGAAUUUUUAUUUUCUUGUUGUUGUGUCAUGUAGCGGGAGAUGAAUUUGUUGAGGGGCAAAAUGAAAGAGAGGAAGAAAUUAGCGGCUCCCCAGGCCGCGAUGAUCUUCAUUUCAACAAAGUACGAAGGCGAAGAACUGCUUUUACUAGCAGCCAGUUAAAAUCCUUGGAACAAAUGUUCCACGACAAGAAAUAUUUAACCAUCAACGAGCGAAACAACUUGGCUAAAAACCUUAAUCUUACAGACACUCAAAUUAAAACGUGGUUCCAGAAUCGGAGAACAAAGUGGAAAAAACAGAUGGCGCCCGACUUUGAGGCCAGCUUACGUUGGGAGGAAAGAAACUCUAUAUUUGGUCACAUGCAGGCAGGUUUUCCUUAUUAUGGGGCUGGCCGAGAAUUGGCAGUGCCCUUACAUCAACUACCUAUACAAAACUAUAACUUACGUAGAUUUUGCCCUUCGUCGAAUCUUCAAGUUGUCUAUGGAAACAUGUCCAUGCAACCAUUCGCAACUCAGUUUGGUUAUCAUAUGGUUAAUCAAUAA
Messenger RNA from Porites evermanni, 817 nucleotides. The record is from the annotation of a GenBank genome assembly. NCBI's taxonomy places the organism in Eukaryota, Metazoa, Cnidaria, Anthozoa, Scleractinia, Poritidae.